Molecule: messenger RNA, 2007 nt
Organism: Heteronotia binoei (common prickly gecko)
Lineage: Eukaryota; Metazoa; Chordata; Lepidosauria; Squamata; Gekkonidae
Gene: KLC3
Product: kinesin light chain 3
Exons: 12
Coding region: 23-1642 (539 amino acids)
Biological process (GO): axo-dendritic transport
Cellular component (GO): membrane-bounded organelle; cytoplasm; kinesin complex
Molecular function (GO): kinesin binding
Source: RefSeq, a predicted model, not a curated record
CCUGGGGUGAGACCUCUACGCCAUGUCCAUCAUGGUGGAAGCCGGAGAGGAGCAGUCGGGCCGGAUGACGGCCGAGGGCAUCAUAGUGAACACGCGGCAGGUGAUGAAAGGGCUGGAGGCCCUGCGGAACGAGAACCUGAGCAUCCACCAGCGGCUCCAGGAGGCCUUGCGGAAGGAGCAACACCUCUGGAGCCAGAGGGAGGAGGUGGCCGCAGGAGCCGUGGACACCGAGGCUGUGGACUUGCAGGCCCUGGAGUUGCUGGAGGAGAAGCGCAACCUGGUGUGCAAGAGCCUGGAGGGGAUUGAGCUGGGCAUCGCAGAAGCUCAGAUGCUGAUCGCGCUCUCCUCGCACAUCGGGGCCCUGGAGGCCGAGAAGCAGAAGCUGCAGGCCCAAGUGAAGCGGCUCAACCAGGAGAACGUCUGGCUGCGGGACGAGUUGGCCGUCACCCAGGUGCGGCUGCAGCACAGCGAGGAGGCCGUGGCCCAGCUGGAGGAGGAGAAGAAGCACCUGGAGUUCCUGAACCAGCUCAAGCAGUACAACCCCAAAGGGGGGGAGCAGGCAGAGAAGGAGGAUGUGGAGGACAGGAAGGACACCCUCUCUGCCCUUUUCCCAGGCGAAGACGAUGACCAGCGACACGGGAGCCCGAGCCCGAGUGCGGCCGCUCAGCAAGGCGGGUACGAGAUCCCGGCACGCCUCCGGACCCUCCACAACUUAGUCAUCCAGUACGCCUCGCAGGGGCGCUAUGAAGUGGCUGUGCCCCUUUGCAAGCAGGCGCUGGAGGACCUGGAGAAGAGCUCUGGGCACAGCCACCCGGACGUCGCCACCAUGCUGAAUAUCUUGGCCCUGGUGUACCGGGACCAAAACAAGUACAAGGAAGCCACAGACCUUCUGAACGACGCCCUCGACAUUCGGGAACAGACCCUGGGGGUGGAGCACCCUGCGGUGGCUGCCACUCUCAACAACCUGGCUGUGCUCUACGGCAAGCGUGGGAAAUACACGGAGGCAGAACCGCUCUGCAAACGGGCCUUGGAGAUCCGUGAGAAGGUGUUGGGGAUGGAUCACCCGGAUGUGGCCAAGCAGCUGAACAACCUGGCCCUCCUGUGCCAGAACCAGGGCAAGUUUGAGGAAGUGGAGCAAUACUACCUUCGGGCUCUCCGCAUCUACCAGACCCAGCUGGGCCCCGACGACCCCAACGUGGCCAAAACCAAGAAUAACCUGGCCAAUGCAUACCUGAAGCAAGGCAAGUACCAGCAGGCGGAGGAGUUGUACAAGGAGAUCCUGUCCACUCAAGACCUGGAGCUGGCCGCCAGGCGAGGCGAGGAGAGCAGAACGCGUGCAGGAACAGAGGGGCAGCCAGAUCCGGAUGCUCCGGGCCACUUCCGGCGCAGCAGCUCCUUCUCCCGGUUCCGUGAGUCGAUCAAGCGCGGCAGCGAGAAGCUGGUCUCCAAACUCAAAGGGGAAGGGGUCCGGCGUGGCCCCCUCCCCCCUCCCCCAGGGUUGAAACGGGCCACGUCUCUCAACGUCCUGCACGUGGGCGAGAGGACAGCUGCUGUGUCUCCCACACAGCCCAGCCGGCCCCUGACUGACUCACGCAGCCUGAGUUCCAGUAGCCAGAACCUCCUGCACAGCAACUCUCCCUAGGAUCGGGCGGGCCGGCCCCUGCCUUUGCCUUGCCACCAGCGACCGGCCCGGAGAUCUAGUCUCUCACCCCCACCUGGCACCGGUGCCCACAGCAUGGCUCUUCGCUUCCAGCUCCGGCCUGCAGGAAGAGAGCCCCAGAGGGGGGGACUCUGCUGCUACCGGCAGCUGCUGCUUCUCAGGAAGGGGGGGGGGGAUCCAGCAAAGGACUCUGUUGCCCUCCUGGGCUGCCUUCGACUCUGCAUAUUCUCCACUGAUUUGCACUCUUGUCCCCAACAAAAUUUUGGCUGCUGUAGCUGUCCAAAAAGCCACUAUUUAUGCAACUGGGGCUAUGCUUCCCUCCCCACCAAUAAAGAUGGUUGGAAUUA